Messenger RNA from Cordyceps militaris CM01, 2790 nucleotides. RefSeq lists its product as uncharacterized. The transcript has 2 exons. NCBI's taxonomy places the organism in Eukaryota, Fungi, Ascomycota, Sordariomycetes, Hypocreales, Cordycipitaceae. The record is from RefSeq and is a predicted model, not a curated record. The coding region runs from base 1 to 2790 and encodes 929 amino acids.
AUGACCUCGAGUAAGUUUUGGCGAGCAGAUACGCUCCAUUCUUCUUUUUCUCUUUCUCCUGCGAAAAGACAACAACUGCCUCCCUCACCCGCCGAGUCCGAAAGCCCGACGAAAUCACCUCGUCGCAAACACAGCUACGACCGUUUCCCUCGUCGAGAAAGCGACUUGCCCGUACCAGCGAGCCAUGCUGUGAAACAUCGAAACUACCACGACAUUGCUAGAGAACCGCCAUCGCCAUCGGCCCCCAGAAAUGCUCAUAAUAAAUCUCGAAAAUGGGGCGAGCGCCUCUCUUCACUGCUUCCCGUGCUCACAUCUUCCUCACCAGCAACAGAUUUCUCCUCGGCCAGCCUUCGACGAAAGCCGGUUGCGCUCGCCGAACACGGCAAGGUCUCACCUGACACAACACCACCCCCUCCACCGUAUAAAGAAUACGAUUCGAAACAUUCGCCGCCCGAGGGUCCUCUUGAUACACCAAUCACUCCCGAUCACGAGCUACGUCUAUCGUCACCUACUCUCUUUGGAGACGAGUUUUUCCUGGGCAGCAGCAACUCGCUGCCCUCCCCACAAACCGGACUACCUCAGAGCCUCACUAUGCCUAUCCUCCGGACCGAGAUUCCGCACAGCGCCUUGGGUAUCGACGAGCCGCCCCAGAUAGCUAGCGCCACCGAUUUCCUCGCUCUGUCGAGCUCCGAAGCUCAACUGCCGCCCUUGCAAGAAGUCGCUUCUCAGGAGCCCCCCUCCCGAGAUGGCUCUCCCGAAGCCACGAGCGAGCUUCGCGGCCCUCGGAAGUUGCGGAAGGGCUCGGACAGCCAGAUCAGACCUCGCGCAAACUCAUACCAGGCCGGCCCGUCGAUCCCCGUGCCUGGCAUCAAAGCCAGUGCAACGAUGCCCCUUUCUGAAGGUGGUGACAAUGAACUUGACCGCCUCAUUGCUAUCCGCAACUUGUUUGCGUUCCUCACAGGCCAGCCUCUGGUGGGCACUAGAUCACGAUCAACCGUCUUUUUGGCCUUUUUGGACAUUGCAAACCUUUUGGAGGAAUAUAGCUUCGCUGGAAUCGAUAGCGCCGGGUUCGGGAAUGCUGUUGAUAUGAGCUUUGGAUUCUAUUGCGACUUCCUAGGCUUGUCUGACUGUAGACACAGCCGCGAAAAGACGGUUGAGGCUCUCAUUCUUGGCGAGCGUAUGAGAAACGUUGAACUAUAUAAUGAAGCAUUUGCUCAUGCGGCUGGCAAAUACUCCGCCAUCAUCGAUCUUCGCCUUCCUCUGUUCGACAAAAUUUCACCACAGACCCGGCAACGUCUUGAACGAGCACACAUUGACCUGGUACACCGGCAGCACAAUGUCAACGAUCAUCUCGAACAAUUCGAAUUUCCGUCGAUAUUUUCGGGCAUCGCCAACUCGACUUCGAUUGCGGAGAUGCGGAGUAUUCGAUUCAAAUCUUGGCGAAAUUCAUUUACGCGAAUGCGAUCAUUCAUGCUCAGCUACUACAAAUCUACAUUCGGCAGCUGGCCACCCAAGGCGAGCAGUAAGAAGAACCCUUUUAUGGAAAGUGGUUUGAACCGACUAGUCUUGAAGAUGCUCUACUCGGACAUGUGUGCCUUGUACGACUUGCUUGUGGAUAGAACCGACUUGACGUCCAGAGUGAUGGAUCAUACGCCAGAGCUGUCGUCUGACCCCGAAAAGACGACAAGAUCGGCCAUUCGGAACAUUAUGUCUGAAUACGAUCGGUCAAGGCCGCCUGUGCUACCCCCGAUUCCAUUCGACUUGCCUCAGCUGCCGACAGUCCAAUCGAUUCACGAGACGUACGCCAACUUGUCUGCAAAGGAGCAAGCGAAAUUCGACAAGAAGCUCAAAGAGCACGAGCUACUUCUCAUUCUAAACAAGGCUUACAACUACGACACCAAUAGCAUCAAGCUCCCUUUCCUGGACCAGUUCAAGGAAUUUGAGAGCCGAGAGGCAAAGGGCAAGAUGAAGCAGGACAUUAUUGAUCAGCGAAUCGGCUACUGGAUUUUCCUGUAUGCCGUCCUUCAGUCGCUUCCUAUGCUUGUUGUUGAUGCGCCAGGCCUCAAGCAUACGGAGGGAACGGAAUACUUUUUGUGCCAGCCUCCCAUGGGACAACCGCCGUGGGCGGAGGACGGCCAGGUGCGCAAGAUGUGGUACGAGGUAGCGGGUGGUGGCGGAGUGGUUGAGCUUUCUGCCGAUGCUGUCAUGUACAGUGUGGAAGCCACGUACCACCGCAGCCAUUGUUGGCUUGCCGCAAAGCAGUGGGAGGGAUUGGAUGGAGCGGAUCAGGCACCCCCAGAGCAAGUCAUGUCCCCCCUCCAACCGCCACGAGGGAUUUUCGAGGGCGGCGACGGCAUCCUCGGAAGCUCGCCUCCAAUGGCUGGUCCUAGUACACCGUCGCCGCCUCUGGGGACGCCACCACUGGCAGCGCGGCCGCGCAACCUGUCGCCAGGUCGUUCUCGUGCAAACAGUGCCUUCCGGUCGAGCAUUGCCAUUGGCCUGGAACCUCUGCUGAUGGACCCGCCAGCCAACUUAUUUAGCCCGCACCAAAGAAGCAGCUCACUUGGGCCGCGUCCUCCCAGUGCGUACAUGAGCAGUCGCAGCAUUUCUGGCUCCAACCUGGCGGGCAUGAGCACGCCACGAUCAGGCACGCCUAGCACGCUGGCGGGCACUUCUGGAGCGACGUUUGAUGAUAUCCUUGCUGGAGGAACGAGUGAAAAGACCAAGGGCAAGGAGAAGGAGAAGGAAAAGGAAAAGAAGGCGCCCAAGAAGAAGGGCUUCUUUUUCUAA